Molecule: messenger RNA, 3353 nt
Organism: Chara braunii
Lineage: Eukaryota; Viridiplantae; Streptophyta; Charophyceae; Charales; Characeae
Source: the annotation of a GenBank genome assembly
UCGCUGUGUCUGCCACUUCGCCGUGGUUGUCAUUGAUGCUGUGCAGGGGAUGUCGAAGCCAGCGACGCUGAACCACCUGCAGGAGCAGUUGAAGAAACAUUUCACGAUCGAGGGGACGCCGGGGAAGCAUGUGGGAAAGGGCUCGAAGUACUGGAAGUGCAACUACUGCGACCUGCGGUUGGCCGGGACUGCCACGAGGCUCCGGGAUCACUUCUUGGACAGGUGCACCCUUGAUAACGUAACUGUCCAGUUGUCAGUGGAGGAGAGGGCGAGGAGGGAAGCGGGAAUGUCGGAGGGGAAGUGCAUUGCUCGCAUGUUGAUGCAGAUCGAGGCUGGAGGUGCUGGGCCCAGCAACAUGCCGACCGCUUCAAGUCAUGCACUGGAGUUUCUGAGCUCUCAGGUCGUUGGUGCAGGCAGUACCGGCGAGACGGCCACACCUCAGUCCACUGGGGCCACCGCUCUUGGAUCGAAGCCAAGUUCAGGCAGGCCACUGAGGCAGACAGUGAUCGAGGAGGCCGACAGCGUGGUCACGAUGAAUGAGCGUACAAGCCGAUUCCUGGACCAGUUUUUAAUUUGCACCAACCAGCCGUUCAGCUUGGUGGAGGACGUCUUCUUCCUCGAGUUCCUUGAGGCCGUGAGGACAGCCCAUCCCACAUGGAUGCCUUGCCGAAGGGACGAACAAAGGACAAAGCGCUUGGACGCAGAGUAUGCGCGGGUGGGGGCGGAGGUCCGUGCAAUGGUAGUGAAAUGGAAGAAGACGGGGUGUAUGUUGCAGAUGGACGGCUGGUCGGACCGCCGCAACAAACCACAUUUGAAUGUCAUGGUGUCCUCGCCUGUCGGUACAGUGUUCUGGAAGUCAGUCUGCAUGGAGGGCAAGGAGAAGGAUUCGACAGCUUAUUUUCGGGUGUUGGACAACGUCAUUAAGGAAAUUGGAGCGGAUGCGGUCGUUGGUGUAGUCAUGGACAACGCAAGGGUGUGCGUGAAGGCAGGGAAGAUGGUGGAGACUGCGUAUCCGACCAUCUUCAGCGUCGGUUGUACGGCGCAUGCGUUGGACCUUGCGUUGGAGGACAUGUACAAGGAAAUGCCUUGGAUGGCGCAAGUGGUCACUGCUGGCAACAAGACGAAGCUGAAGCGUCCGUUGGCAACCAGAUUUGCAACGAACUUUGAGAUGCUCCAGUCGCUCAACGAAUCGCGGAAACCACUUGGCCGCUGUGUGUGCGACAAGGGUUGGGUGGACAAGAUGGUGCGGAAUGACCAGUUGGUGGCAUUCCACGAUGUAACAGCAAUCGUCCUUGACACGGGCGACUUCUGGAGGAAUUUGCAGAAGGCGCUUGAUGUCAUGCAACCGGUGGUGGAGCUGCUCCGUUUGGUGGAUGGGCAAGGAGCAACCAUCUCGAAGGUUUACUUCAAGAUGAAUCAGGUUGUGCAGAAUCUGUGGUCCCUGGAAUCCUUAUCGGUGGAGGAGCACGAGGCGGUGGCGCGCAUCCUCAUGGGCCGCUGGGCAUUUCUGACAAGCGAGCUACAUUGUGCUGCAGCCUUCUUGGACCCUGAGCAUCGGAUGCACAACGCACAGCGCGAUCCGGAGGUUUGUGUCGGGUUCAACAUUUGGUUGUAUUUUUGGAUGCCUCGGGAACGGCGCCAGGAGGUGAGCUCCCAGGUUGAUCAAUGGGUCAAUGCUUUGGGAGGGUUCUCGACGGAGCAAGCUCGAGAACAAGCCUGCGACCAGCCGCCAGCUUUGUGGCGGGAAGCGUUCGGCUUGAAGCACGACCUCCUCGCACCACAAGCAAUCAGAUUGCUUGGCCAGGCAAGCUCCUCUGCCGCCUGCGAGCGGAAUUGGAGCUUGCAUGAGCUGAUCUAUGGAUGGAGGCGGACGAAGUUGUUGCCAGAGAGGAUGGCGAAACUGGUGUACAUCAGUUGGAAUGUUCGGCUGCUGAGGAGGAAUCAGCGUGGCGAGGGGGAUGAGAUCCACAUCCCAUGGGCGGACGACGUCCCAGUGGACAGGGAGAUGGAGGAGUGGUAUGUGCACUGGUUGGAUCGGGUCCAUGAUGAUGUUCAUCGCGAGGAGGUUGUGGAGGUGGACUGCGAUGAUGAGGGAGACGAGAUCCCAAUGCGGCGGACUUUCAUGCAGAAUGACGAAGUUGACGACAAGCUGGUCGAGGAGGAGGAGACUCUACUUGUCGGUACAAGGCAGCGCGAUUGGCACGAGUGCACGAAGCCUGGGAAGCACCGUGAGCAAGAGUUGCGAAGGAGAUCUGGUUGCCAGCUGCCUGGGCGGGACGAGGCGCGGACAAAGAGGAGAGGGAAAGAUAAGGGCAAACAAACGGUGGAGCAUGAUGAUGCGCCCGCACAGCGUGGGAAGAGGAAGGCUGUUCAGCAAGAACAGCCACGACCGAAGAGGGGCCAUCCGACUAACGCAAAACAGGCUGCACGCAAGGUGAAGAAGGCUGAAGAGAAGGCUAUGGCUGCAGCAGCUGAAGCAAAAGCUGCUGCUGACAAAGCCUCAGCGGCCAAAGCCAAAGCGGCAGCGAAAGCUGCCAAAAAGAGUGCACGUGGAGGGAAGGCCAAGAAGUCCGUCGUUGUAAGUGACGACGAUGAGGAGGAUGUCCCCGAAGAAAGUCCGGAAGAGGACGAGCCUGAAGGCUCGUCCACGUCCACGUCCACGGAGUCAAGUUCUUCGUCGGCUUCCUCGUCAUCUCACACCAGUGGGAUGGAAGGCACAAACGGAGAAGGAAGUGAGGGAGGGGAAGAAGAGGGGGAAGAUCAGGUAGAGGCUGAGUAGAGGGAAGCUGUUGGAUCUAUGAUUUCAUCAGUCUAGGUAACCAAUUCUCCAAGUGCAGAGUUCUGACAAUGAUCGUAUUUCUGACAUGAAGAUUUGAAGUUCCAAAUUUCAAACUGUUCUUUUGCUUAUUUUUGUUCUCGCAAUGGUGAAUGUACGAUGCUCCGCAAUGGUUUUCUGUUCUGUUCGUCAUAACCGAUGCUCCGCAAUGGUUUUCUGUUCUGUUCGUCAUUCUUUGUUGUGGAUGCUGCACUGCGAAUUCAUUGCUGUUGUGAAUGUGUUCGUUUGAUCAUUGAUGCCAUGUUGCCGCGUGGUUGGACGGAUGCCCUGACUGCCAUCGCUGGUACGUGCAUACUCCGACUGCAGGUGAGUGUUUGCAACUUUGCAACUUCGCAGCCCUCCCACCCCUCUGAUUUGUCUGUAACAGGGGAUGGCACAGGAGUCUGGACUCUGGAGUCUGGACUAAAGUGGGGGAUACGGUAAUGAAAGGGGAAAAAAGCAGGGGUAGUGCAGGGUGAGGGGGGGGGCGGGGAGCGGACUAAAAUGGGGGAUACGGUAAUGAAAGGGUCUGGACUCU